Molecule: messenger RNA, 1341 nt
Organism: Linum trigynum
Lineage: Eukaryota; Viridiplantae; Streptophyta; Magnoliopsida; Malpighiales; Linaceae
Source: the annotation of a GenBank genome assembly
UACACAACGUCUUUCAUGUAAGUGUACUUUGAAGAUACCGAUCGAACCCCUCACAUGUGCUAGAACCUGAACAUGUUGAGAUACGAGAAGAUUUAAGCUAUAUAGAGGAACCAGUGGAGAUUGUCGAUCAAAAACUCAAGCUACACCAAAAUCGUAGUAUACCGAUGGUCAAAGUAAUUUGGAGAAACCACUCGAAUGAGGAAGCUAUGUGGGAAACAGAGGAGAACACGAGGAAUCAAUACCUCUACUUGUUUAAAAGUAAUUUUCGGGGACAAAAUUUAUUUAGGGGGAGGAAUUGUAAUAUCCCACCCUCACGAAUCGCUUAAUACUUAAAUCAUGUAGGUUACAAUACAAAUGUUGGACACAUUUUCUAUUUGUUCAUAGGGUUAAUGAGAUGAGUUGUAAAACAUGUAGAUCACAUCUUCAUAUAACUAAAUUUAACAUGAAAAAUUACAUCAUCCCAAACCCAUCCAAGUUAGCCAAUGGUAGAGCAAGAGAACCGAAUACCACUAGGUCAAUGAACAUUUGAGUAGUUGUUUUGAUCUGUCACUUUAAAUUAGAACUGGUAAAACGGUCGGUAAUCGGUUAAAUCGAUUAUCAUUAAACCGGUUAUUGGUAUACCAGAAGUCAGUACAUCGCUGUUGUUUGCCGAUACCGAGUAAAUUCCGGUAAGUCAAUUACCGAUUAGGACGGUAUCGGUUUUGCCCCGGUUACCCAUUUUACCGCAAAGUGGUUGCGAAAUUCAGUACUGCUGACUACUGCGGAAAUUAGUGCCCCAAAGUGGAAGGAAAUCAGUGUGCGGCCAAUUAGCUAUUUGACUUGGGAUUUAUUGGCUUAUUGAUGGAGAACAUAUAAGGUAAACCAUAAAUUACAAAACUACAAAUAUGUGAGUCGAUGGAGAGGCCAAUCAAUCAUUCAACCUUCAUUGCAUGAAAUAGACGGAGAGGCCAAUUGCUGGGCUGUUAGGCGAGCGAUUAAGCUCUGAUGCCGGUAGCUGACGGGGGUCGACGGAAACAGGGCCGAUGGCGAUGGGGUCUACGGAAACAGGGCCGAUGGUGACGAGCCUGACGGAGAGGAUGAAGUUGUGUACUAGGAUGCUGAGUCAUGUAUCGUGGGUCGAGCUUGCGCCGACGACGGGGAGGACGAAGAUUCCGCAGGUUCUGAUCGGGCGGCGUUUGGAUCUAGGAGCAAAGGAGGGAUUAGGCGGUGUGACUCCUCAUACGUUAGAGUCACGACCUUACUCUCAAUCGUGCGGCCCUAGCUCUCAAUUCCGUUAGAGCUCUAGGCAGCCUUUCUCUCAAGUCACUUGCAAGCAAAGAAUAAGAAAGCAAAGACAAAGAU